Messenger RNA from Seminavis robusta, 2346 nucleotides. The record is from the annotation of a GenBank genome assembly. NCBI's taxonomy places the organism in Eukaryota, Bacillariophyta, Bacillariophyceae, Naviculales, Naviculaceae.
AAAACUCGUCACGGCAGGCAACUUGAAGAACAAACGGCCCAACAAGCCACUUGCGCCAAUGACAACUCCACAAUCUUAGUUGCUUUUACCGAAGAACCAUGGCCGACGAUGAAGUGCAAGUAUUGAAUGUGGUGGUGGAUCUGACCAAUACGCCUCCUGGAAGGUCUCCCAAGACUAUGUCGGGUGUCAAACGAAAACCAAGCCAUAUGCAACGCAAGACGGUCCGGUUCGCCACGGUUCUAGAGACAGUCCACCAACUGCCAUCGUUUGUCGAAGGACAAGACCCUGCCGACAACGAAGACGAAGAGAAAACUGGCGAAAAAAUAACAAGACUCACGAGCGAGUUCAUAGUACUGUCCUCCAAGCAUGGUAGAGAGCGUCGAGAGCUGCGAGAGAUUGAUGUGCAUGAUUUGAAGGCUGCUGUCAAGUACGGAGUCAAGACACCAGGGUACCCAUGCCGGAGAACAGGCCGGGCUUCAUGGAAGUACACAUAUGGAAACAUUGUCUAUGUUACUGACGCCACAAGUACCCGAGAAAUCACUUCGUACAAGCAACCCAUUUCCAUUUCACGGGCACCCAUAUCCGAUGAGAUGCUGCAACAGCACAAACAGGAUCUCAUGACCCUGCGCCACGAUCCACAUGUUUGUGCGACACAUUCCGUCAUCAUUGUUGAUCAGAGCGGGUCUAUGAAAAAAUCUGAUGUCAAGGGAUUCCGAAAUCGAUCGCAGGCUGCUUACGGAGUCCUAGCAUUGGAGUAUAUUGCGGAGCAAUUGUAUCAGCGUGGAAAUGACAAGAUUCUCGACGCGGUUUCAGUGAUUGAAAUGAAUGACAACGGCACCUUGAUUUUCGACCGACAGCCCAUGGAUUGGAUCCUGUUCAAUAAUCUCCUGGAUCGUCAAACAAAUGCCAUACCCGAGUCCCAUGGCAACUACUAUUAUUCACUGAAUGUGGCCGCCGAUCUUAUCAACCGUGAGACUCAGUCGGCGGCGCAGGACUUGGAUCCCGAGGACUUGCCAUCGUAUGCAUGCAUUUUCCUUUCCGAUGGAAAGCCAAGUGACUACGACCCCCUGUUUAUUGGUUUGCAGCAACAAGUGCUUCAGGGACUCGCCGACAACUUGAAGGACAACUUUAGCUUUCACGCCAUUGGAUUGGGGCACUCGGACUCGGACUUUCGGGCACUGCAGCGUUUGGCGUUGGCCGUCGAAGAGCGUGGUUCCACAGGGACCUAUCGAUUCGCUGCUUUAUCAGGAGCUCAACUUACCGGCGCGUUCACUACUGUUGCCACGAGUGUCACUGCCACCAGAACUGAGAAAACUGCUGGGGGGCUCACCAAGGCACCCCGAGAAAAGAAGACUGUGGAGCUUCGAAGCAAGUCAGUUCCCACCUCUGAGCGCAAGUUCACGCGAUACCUCGAUGGCAUUUCUCGCUGGGGCUAUGAUCACCAAAAAUACCGUAACAAAGACAGCUGGCCUUGGAAGCAGAUGAAGUUUCGACAUGCUAACUCUGUGGGCUUUGACAUUGAAAAGUCUCCGUUUGGACAGGGUGCCGAGCGUUUGGCAUACAUGUUCUAUGAAGUCAACGGGCAGCGCAAGCGAGUGGGGAAGGCCAUGGUUGCCAAGGAAACCAUUUCCUUGGAGGACGAGGAACGGAGGGUCAAGUUUCACGAAACGUUUUGCCGUGUACAGCAGAAGUCCAACGAGUUUGCGCAAAGCUUCAAUCGGGAAGUCAAGAAAACACCCGUCCUGCUUCCAGUCGACUCGUCUCAGAGAACCCCUGAUAUUCGCUUCUUGGACUGCUGUGUCUACGAAUACAUUGAUGAUGACGGUACUGCUUGCGGACUUCUAGUGGAAGGUUUCCUCAAAGGAAAGUUCACCAAGUUCAACAGCAACAAUGGGUAUGUCAAGAAGCGGACGCCAAAUGAGCGCAAAUUGGAACUCGCCUGUGGGGAGGUAUUUCUAUCCGACUUCGUUCAGUCCUUUUCCCACUGGGUAUACGUCCAAACCGACCACAAACUCAUUGUGUGUGACCUUCAAGGUGUGCUCAAUGAAGAAGGUCGGCAUCCGAGGUUCGAGUUGACGGAUCCUUGCAUCAAUUGCAAGGAGAAGGGAAGCCGCAAGCUGUACGGUGGUACCAAUCUUGGAUUGAAAGGGCUCCGGGCUUUUCGAAAGCAUCAUGUAUGCACUGCUGUCUGCAAGGGCUUGGGACUUCCGCCGUUCUGAAAGAAUGAAUGAAAAUCAAAGAACACCUUGGAUUUUCUCCCGAGUAUGUCAAUCGCUAAUGGGGUUGAACAACGAGGUGGGGAAUGAAACUGAACCAACUUAACUACUAGGAACACUAUUUGCAUGU